This is a messenger RNA of Polypterus senegalus (gray bichir), 4247 nucleotides long. RefSeq names its product Rap guanine nucleotide exchange factor 4a (gene rapgef4a). Bases 305 to 3502 code for a protein of 1065 amino acids. The transcript has 30 exons. The record is from RefSeq and is a predicted model, not a curated record. Gene Ontology annotation, cellular component: plasma membrane. Gene Ontology annotation, biological process: positive regulation of GTPase activity; Ras protein signal transduction. Gene Ontology annotation, molecular function: guanyl-nucleotide exchange factor activity. NCBI's taxonomy places the organism in Eukaryota, Metazoa, Chordata, Cladistia, Polypteriformes, Polypteridae.
UAAUAAUCACCCGGAUAUUUGCAACGAUUAACGGUUUAUUGCCGCUGCUUACAUGGAUCAAAGCUGCUAAAUGUAAUAAUCAGAUAUCAUUGCCCCUUUUUCUAAGCGCCCUCCUCCCCCUGAAUGAGUCGAAGCACUAAACUGCCAGCCUCCGAGAGGACGUCAGCGCUGGAAACAAGCACCAUGCGUUCAGCGCUCCGACUGCUAGUCUGAAAGAGCCUGCAGCUCUGGCGUCCAGUAGGGGAGUGGAGAGCAGCCCAUCCAUGUCUGCCGCGGCACAUCGCUCUGAAGCUCCUUUGGGUCCAUGAUCGCUCCAAAGAUGGUAGCGGCGCACGCUUCAUCCCAUUCUGCCUCGGCGGAAUGGAUCAUCUGCCUGGAUAAAAGACCUUCAGAACGCUCAGGCGAGGACAUUGACAUCAUAUUUGCCCGACUCAAAGAUGUCAAGGCUUUUGAAAAGUUCCACCCCAACUUACUGCAGCAGAUAUGCCUGUGCGGAUUUUAUGAAAACCUGGAAAAGGGAAUCACAUUGUACCGCCAAGGAGACAUUGGAACCAGCUGGUAUGCGGUGCUGUCCGGGUCUCUGGACGUCAAGGUGUCAGAAACAGCCAACCACCAGGAUGCUGUCACCAUCUGCACUCUGGGUAUCGGAACGGCGUUUGGCGAGUCCAUUCUGGAUAACACGCCUCGCCACGCCACCAUCGUCACCCGGGAGUUCAGCGAGCUGCUGCGCAUCGAACAGAAGGAGUUCAAGUUGCUGUGGGAGAAAUACCGGCAGUACAUGGCAGGACUGUUAGCGCCACCUUAUGGUGUUAUGGAAACUGGCCCCAGUAAUGACAACCAGGCUGGCCAUUGGUCUUGUUGGCCAUGUGACAGUCUUCCCACAGAUUUGUUAUUAUUAUUUUUUUUUUUUAACUCAUUUCACUCCUGUAUGCUCCCCUCAUAUUUGUUUAAGUUAUUUAAUCAUUAUAUUCAUUUUCCAUCUUUAUGUUCAUGUUUUAUUUUUCAGACACCACUCAUUGAAAGCCGUGCCACAUUGCCUCCCACUAAACCUGUUACUCAGGUCCCAUCUGAGAAGAUCUUGAGAGCAGGAAAGACCUUAAGGAACGCCAUCCUGUCCAGAGCUCCACACAUGAUACGAGACAGGAAAUACCAUCUGAAGACGUACCGGCAAUGCUGUGUUGGGACAGAGCUGGUGGACUGGAUGAUGCAUCAGAGCUCUUGUGUUCACUCCCGCACACAGGCAGUGGGCAUGUGGCAAGUCUUACUGGAGGAGGGUGUGCUGAACCACGUGGACCAGGAACACAACUUUCAAGACAAGUACCUGUUUUACCGUUUCUUGGAUGAUGAGCAGGAGGAUGCCCCACCACCAACAGAGGAGGAGAAGAAAGAGAGUGAAGAGGAACUACAGGACACCCUCCUCCUCCUCCUGCAGAUUGGGCCUGAUGCACAUAUGAGAAUGAUUCUCAGAAAGCCGCCUGGUCAGAGGACAGUGGAUGACCUGGAGAUCAUCUAUGAAGAACUGCUACACAUUAAGGCUUUGUCACAUCUCUCCACCACAGUAAAGAGAGAGCUGGCAGGUGUGCUGAUCUUUGAGUCUCAUGCAAAGGCAGGAACUGUGUUGUUUAAUCAAGGAGAAGAAGGAACGUCAUGGUACAUCAUUCUGAAAGGAUCUGUAAAUGUGGUGAUUUAUGGGAAGGGGGUUGUAUGCACACUCCAUGAGGGAGAUGACUUUGGAAAACUUGCACUGGUGAACGAUGCUCCAAGAGCAGCAUCCAUUGUCCUGCGUGAAGACAACUGCCACUUCCUGAGGGUGGACAAGGAGGACUUUAACAGGAUACUGAGGGAUGUGGAAGCCAACACUGUCCGGCUGAAGGAGCAUGAUCAGGACGUGCUGGUGUUGGAGAAGAUCCCCUCGGGCAGUCGUAUAUUGAAUCAUGGAAGUUCGCAGAGCCAGCACAAGUACAUGGUGAUGUCUGGAACACCAGAGAAGAUAUUAGAGCACUUCCUAGAAACAAUGCGCCUUGACUCAACAUACGCAGACCCAGAUUCUGCACUUGAAGACUUCAUUCUGAUGCACUGUGUUUUCAUGCCCAACCAUCAGCUCUGCCCUCUGCUCAUGUCUCACUAUCACGCACAGCCCUCACAGGGCACAGAGCAAGAGAAGAUGGAUUAUGCUCUCAACAACAAAAGGCGAGUGAUCCGCCUGGUAUUGCAGUGGGCAACAGUGUGGGGUGACCAUCUGCAGGAAGAGGAGAUGUCCAUAGCCUUCCUGGAUGAGUUCUUCAUCUCUGUUUCUGAUGAUUCCCGGAUAAUUCCAGCUCUAAAGGAGCAGCUUCCAGAACUGGAGAAGAUUGUGAAGCAGUACUCUGAGGAAGCCAGGUCAGCACAGAAGAAGCACAAAGUACUCCUGCGUCAAUUUAGUAUUGGUGACGAACGACUUCAGAAGCGUCAACCGAUAAAGGUCACCGAUGAAAUUCUCUUUAAGGUGUACUGCAUCGAUCACACCUAUACCACAAUCCGUGUGCCAGUGGCGGCUUCUGUGAAAGAGGUGAUUAAUGCUGUAGCUGAUAAGCUGGGCUCUGGUGAAGACCUUAUUCUUGUUAAGAUGAGUUCUUCAGGAGAAAAAGCCGUGCUGAAGCCCAAUGAAACGUCCGUAUUCACAACUUUAAGUAUCAAUGGGCGGCUGUUUGUUUGCCCACGGGACCAGUUUGACUCACUGACACCUCUGUCAGAACAAGAAGGUCCCUCUUUGGGCUCAAUUACCACAUUUGAGCUUAUGAGUUCUAAGGAUCUAGCCCACCAAAUGACCGUGUAUGACUGGGAGCUCUUCAAUUGUGUACAUGAGCAUGAGCUUAUCUACCACACAUUUGGAAGACAACAUUUUAAAAAGACAACAGCCAACUUGGAUCUUUUCCUCAGGCGCUUCAAUGAGCUUCAGCUAUGGGUAGUGACUGAGAUUUGUUUGUGCUCACAACUCAGUAAACGUGUUCAGCUACUGAAGAAAUUCAUAAAAAUUGCUGCACAUUGCAAGGAAUAUAAAAACCUGAACUCCUUUUUUGCCAUUGUGAUGGGCCUAAGUAAUGUGGCCGUGAGCCGAUUAACACAGACCUGGGAGAAACUUCCCAGCAAGUUUAAAAAGUUCUACUCAGAGUUUGAAAGUUUAAUGGAUCCAUCUAGGAACCACAGAGCAUACAGGCUCACCAUGGCUAAGCUGGAGCCACCAAUCAUUCCCUUCAUGCCUUUACUUAUAAAAGAUAUGACAUUUACCCAUGAAGGCAACAAGACAUUUAUUGACAACUUGGUCAAUUUUGAAAAAAUGCGAAUGAUUGCAAACACUGUGAGAAUAGUACAGUACUGCAGAAGCCAGCCUUUCAAUCCAGAUGCAGGACUUGCUAACAAGAACCAUCAGGAAGUGCGGAGUUAUGUGCGGCAGCUGAAUGUUAUUGACAACCAGAGGACUUUGUCACAACUGUCACAUAGGCUGGAGCCACGCAGAGCAUGACAAGGCUGAUAGGCAUAGGUCACAACUAUUGGCAUCACACCAACACACAUGCUGCUAUAAGCAGGGCACUGCCAAAAAAAAUGAAACCUACACAGACAAUGACGGUGGGAACUGACUGAUUUGACUGUAUUAUCAAAACGUUAAUAUGGGACUUGACAGAGAAAACGUAUCUGUCACAACUGGCAUCCUACCAUAUCUAAAUAUUCAGAAAAGAAGGAAGGACGCUGACUUGUUUCAUUAACCUUCUAGUUCAUUUAAACGAUAAAUGAUUUUUGAAGCACAAGAUAUACAUACUAUUUCAUAUAUUUAUAUUUAUUGUUGAAUGGGCAUAAUUUCGGGCAUUACAUUUUACCUUUUCGUUUAUACUCUAAACAAAUGUGAUAUAUAUUUGAAUGCUACUCUCUUUAAAUCUUUAUGUUUGACACUCUUCCAAUUUCCUGUAUAAAAAAAAAAGAAGUAGAAGAAGGACCUGUCCAUUUUUUGUAUUUUUUGUGUUCUUUUUAUUAACCUGGAACGUCCAUUCAGCUGAAUAUGUUCAUUGCCCAGAGAUGGUGCCAAGUGUAUUUAUUUAUCUGCUUAAAUCUAGCAUGUAAUUACAGUAAAUAUAAUCACAAUUUGUCUCCCUGUAGUCUAACUGUGCUGUUUAUCCACUGUCUGAAUGUUUAUGUGUAAUAUGUAAAUAACAAUUAGCAGCUCAAUGACUUGAGAUCUGCUUUAACAAUUAAAAUUUACUUCAUUCUUACAA